This is a messenger RNA of Loxodonta africana (African savanna elephant), 3722 nucleotides long. RefSeq names its product PML-RARA regulated adaptor molecule 1 (gene PRAM1). The transcript has 13 exons. The coding region runs from base 1 to 2589 and encodes 862 amino acids. Gene Ontology annotation, biological process: T cell receptor signaling pathway; protein localization to plasma membrane; integrin-mediated signaling pathway. NCBI's taxonomy places the organism in Eukaryota, Metazoa, Chordata, Mammalia, Proboscidea, Elephantidae. Gene Ontology annotation, cellular component: plasma membrane. The record is from RefSeq and is a predicted model, not a curated record. Gene Ontology annotation, molecular function: protein binding.
AUGCCCCCUGGUGGCCGUGCCGGGACCGCGCCCCCACACCUGCUUUCCCCGGCCUGCCACACGCACCGCCCGCUGGCUCCCCUGCCCACGAGUCACCAGCUGGCAUUUGACCACUUCCAUCACCACAACCAAAUCCGCCACCCUGGCCAGGUCCUGUGCCAGCUUGUCUGCCCUAGCCCUCUAGCCUCGCAGUGUGACAGGGAAGUCUGGGUCCGAGCUGGGAAGCAGCUGGUGGGGAAGCGAUGCCCCAUCGGAGGCUCCAGCCAGGGCUGGAUUCCCCUGGGGCCUUUCUCUCUGGAGGCAGAAGGCCCCCAAGGCCUGGCACUGACAGCCCCCACCCCUGAGAGCUGGCCAGAGCAGAAGCCACAGUCAUUUCCUGAAGGCAGCAGCCCGGCGCGGGUCCCACGCGCCCCAGCCCGUCACCUGCCUGCAGCCAUGGAGGGCCAUCAGGACUUCCGGAGCCUCCAAGCAAAGUUCCAGGCCUCUCAGCCCGAGCCCAGUGAACUCCCCAAGAAACCUCCGAAGCUUGAGUUCAACAAACUGCCCAAGUUUCCACAGCCUGUGCCAGGCGAGCACCCCAAGAAGGCCUCACAGCCCGAAUUCACUGAUCACCCCAGGAAGCCCUCGCAGCCUGAGUUCAGUGCGGGCCCUAAGAAGGCCUCGCAGCCUGAGUUCCCUGAUCACCCCAAGAAGCCCUCGCAGCCCGAGUUCAGUGCAGGCCCCAAGAAGGCCUCACAGCCUGAGUUCACCGAUUACCCCAGGAAGCCCUUGAAGCCCGAGUUCAUUGCGGGCCCUAAAAAGGCCUCGCAGGCCGAGUUCACUGAUCACCCCAGGAAGCCCUUGCAGCCAGAGUUCAGUGCAGGCCCUAAGAAGGCCUCGCAACCUGAGUUCACUGAUCACCCCAAGAUGCCCUCACAGCCUGAGUUCAAUGCAGGCCCUAAGAAGGCCUCUCAGCCCGAGUUCACCGACCACCCCAGGAAGCCCUCACAGCCGGAGUUCAGCGCAGGCCCUAAAAAGUUGCCCCCACUUGAGGCCUGUCCAUUUCCCAAGAAGCCCGAGUUCAGCGAGGCCUCUCGGAAGCCCCUGCAGCUGGAGCCCAGCAAGCCAUCCUCAGAGCCCAAGUCCACUGCAUUCCCCAGGAAGCCCUGGCCGCCGGAGUCCAGCGAGGCUGCCCCAAAGCCCCCACAGCCCGAGUUCGGGACCUUUCCCAAGAAGCCUGAGUCUGGGGUGUACCCCCGGAAGCCCCCGCAGCCUCAACUCAGUGGCCUCCCUAAGAAGCCCCUGCUGCAGCCUGAGUUCACUGAGGUCCCGCAGACACUGCCCUCGAGGCUGGAGCCCGGGGAGCCACACCCCCAUCCCUCAAAGCCCGCGUUAGGUGCCUCUCCCAAAAAGGGUCCGCAGCCUCAGCUGGGUGAGUGCGCCAGGAUGUCCCCAGAGCCUGAGUUCGGUGAUCUUACGAGGACGGCCUCGGAGCCCGAGUUUGGUGUGUUUCCCAAGAAGCCGCAGCAGCCGGAGUUCCAGGCACUGAUCAAGAAGGCCCCACAGGCUGAGCUGGGCACCCUGCCCAGGACGGCCUCGGAGCCUGAGUUCGGCUUGCUGCCCAAGAAGUUUCCGCAGCCCGAAGGCCAUGGGCUGACCCGCAAGUUCUCGCAGGCCGAGGCUGGUAGCCUGCCUCGGAAGCGCACACAGGCUGGGUUCUUCAGUGACCUCUCUCGAAAGCCUCUGCUCCCCAGCUCAGUCUCGGAGAGCUCGCUGCCCACCGCUGUGGGGGGCACCAGCCCCAGGUUCCCACUCGGCCCUGGGUUUGGACCCCGUCCAGCAGGGCAGGGCCGGCCAGGGGGCCUUGCUUACAGUGGAGGCGUGAGGUUAGGCCUUGGGCCCGGCCACCCACCCCGGCGCAGGCCUCUGCCCCCUGCCAGCAGCCUGGGACCCCCUCCUCCCAAGCCCCCACUGCCCCCAGGGCCCCCGGAUAUCCAGAGUUUUCGGAGACCCUCAAUGGCAGCAGCCACAGCCCUGCACAAGAGCCACUCCUUCACUGGGAUCAACUUCCAGGCCCGGCAGCCCAAAGCCAUCUCACAGGAGCCAGAAGGGAUCUAUGAGCUCUAUGACGACGUGGAGCAAGAGGACUCCAGCCCCAGCCCAGGGAGCAGAGAUGAAGUGGCGGCUCCACAGCAGGCCCGCAAGAGGCCUCCACAGGACCCAGAGCCCAGGAAGGAGAAAGCCCCCCAGCCACAGCAGUUGCCACCCGUGGACCAGAAGACCCUGAAGCAGAUGAGGAAAGCGGAGAAGGCGGAGAGGGAAUUCCGGAAGAAGUUCAAGUUUGAGGGGGAGAUCGUGAUUCAGACAAAGAUGAUGAUCGACCCCAACGCCAAGACCCGCCGUGGGGGUGGCAAGCACCUGGGAAUCCGGCGCGGGGAGAUCCUGGAGGUGAUCGAGUUCACCAACAAGGAUGAGAUGCUGUGUCGAGACACCAAGGGCAAAUAUGGUUACGUGCCCAGGAUAGCUCUGCUCCCCCUGGAAACGGAGGUAUAUGACGACGUCGGCUUCUGGGACCCUCUGGCGAGUCAGCUACCACCCCGAGGACAGUAAGGCUCGCAGGUAUGGGUUCCCAGGACCAACCCACCAUAACAGCCACCCAGACUGCAGGACCCCAGAGCUCAGCAGUGGAUGCUGCCAAGGCUUGUCUGGCCACUUGGACGGACACGGACAACAUAAAGCCCCUCUGAAAGCAAAACCUGCUUUGUGUCUUUCCUUUACCUGCCUGAUCGCACAAGGGGUGGAGCAGAGGUACAGGAAACCAACUGGCCAGACUGCCUGGUGUCCUGCAAGGUUAUGGACACAGCUACUCCCCAUAUCUCAUUCCUCAGGGAUCACGGUGAGGGGAAGAUGUCCCCUCCAGACUUCGGCGGGGGCGGGGGGGCUUGUGACUGGAUUCCUCUACCAAAGCAACAACCAACAGCUGGGGAACAAUGGGAGCAAACGUGUCAGAUGCCAGGCAGUGUGGAGGUGCACACAGGUAGAAGGAUGUAGCCCACACUCUGAGCUGCCGCCCACCCAGGAACAGCAGGCUGUAGACACCUGUGCAGAGUAGGCCUGGGUGAUCGCAUGCUGGUGUGUGGGUGUAACUCCCAAGUCCACCAGCGCCUGUGCAUAUAGCUCAGCCCAGGCCUCUGAAGGGAAAGAACACGCUCCAAGCCCUCACCCUACUUGCGGUGUCUUAAGAAAAGCCAGGCUGGAAGUGACCAUGGUGACAGCCCUUGGGUCCCCAGAGCGAGGGUACAAGAAGGGGAUGGGGUGGCUCCAGACGGCCAAGUAUUCUCACAGUGGGGACUUACAACCACUGGGAUGCAGCGUCCACAGCAGGGUCUUUUCCCAAAGGGGCCGUAGACAGGAGGUGUGGGAACAAGGUCACAGCCCAGCUCCAAGGGGAGAAAGGAAACCGGGGCUCAAGGGUGGUGGCCCCACAACACACAUACACAAGCGAGCAGCUUUCAGGAACUGGUAUUUAUUAUCAAAGUCAUAUUUGAUGUCAACAAGAUGCCACAACUACAAAAAAAAUUGUGCACGUUGCAAUCUCAAUGCAAACAGUCAAAUGGAACCCCAGUCAUUAAAAAAGUAAUUCAAAUUACCCCAAAAAGCAACUGAAUUUUUUAAACAUCUUUAUACAUCCAGCCAACAAAUUAAAAUGGUUAACAAGAAAAAAUACAAAUUCAGAGGUCUGG